UCUGUUUUCCACCAGGCCCAGACAAGCGAUUGGCCAAGGCCGGUCCCGUGACCAUGAAUUCCCUGCAAUUUCGCAGGAGUCCUGGGUUUAAUAGAGAGAGUCCCCAUACGCUUGUAUUUAUCAGCAAUAUACAAUUAUAAAGGCCCAAAAUUAAAAAAAAAAAAAAAAAGAGCAAAAUCUUCCCCUCCCAAAAUCGCUCCAUCACACAGACCUGGGGGGGGCAGGAGGGGGGGUCCCUUCCGAUCCUCCCUCCUGACGCCCCCCCAGCAGGCCCCCUCCCCCACCAUUGAAAGCCAUGAAUUUUGAAUUUGAGAGGGAGAUUGGGUUUAUAAACAGCCAGCCAUCGCUCGCCGAGUGUCUGACUUCCUUCCCCGCUGUCUUGGAGACAUUUCAAACUUCAUCAAUCAAGGAGUCGACAUUAAUUCCUCCUCCUCCUCCUUUCGAGCAAACCUUCCCCAGCCUCCAGCCCGGCGCCUCCACCCUUCAGAGACCCGGGAGCCAAAAGCGAGCUGAAGAUGGGCCCGCUCUGCCGCCGCCGCCGUUCCCCGCCGCCCCCAUGGCCCCUGAGUUCCCCUGGAUGAAAGAGAAGAAAUCUGCCAAGAAACCCAGCCAAUCCGCCACGUCUCCCCCGGCCGCCUCCUCCGUCCCGGCCUCCGGGGUCGGAUCGCCCGCAGAUGGGCCGGGACUCCAGGAGGCCGCGGGCGGCGGGGCGCGCAGGCUGCGCACUGCUUACACCAACACGCAGCUGCUGGAGCUGGAGAAGGAAUUCCACUUUAACAAGUACCUGUGCCGGCCGCGCCGCGUGGAGAUAGCGGCCUUGCUGGACCUCACCGAGAGGCAGGUCAAAGUGUGGUUCCAGAAUAGGCGCAUGAAGCACAAGCGGCAGACGCAGCACCGAGAGCCGCCCGACGAGGAGCCAGCCUGCCCCGGCGCGCCGAAGGACACCGGCGAGCCCGCCGAGGAGCCCGUGACCAGCCCGGGCCGCCCCACCGCCUCGCAGGCGGCGCGGGAAGCCUGCUGUCACCCGCCCGAGGUCGCGCCGGGGCCUCCGAGCGCCUCGGGCCCCCGGCCUUUGGCAGCUCGCGUGGAGGACACGGGCGCGCGGAGGCCGGGCGGCGCGCUGCGCGGGGCGGGCGGGCUGGGGCCGGAGCCGUUGCCAGAAGACGCCUUUCCGGAGCGGCAGGAUUCACCUUUCCUCCCCGACCUCAGCUUCUUCGCGGCCGACUCCUGUCUCCAGCUGUCCGGAGGCCUCUCCCCCAGCCUCCAGGGCUCGCUCGACAGCCCGGUUCCCUUUUCCGAGGAAGAGCUGGACUUCUUCACCAGCACCCUCUGUGCCAUCGACCUGCAGUUCUCCUAAUAACCCGCUUCCUCCUCCCGGCCCUCGACCCCCGCCCCCCUCGGCUGCCGAGGAUCCCACUCCCCGAGCUGUGUAGACUUCUUUAUGUGUUUUGCUAAAAUUCAGGUAUUAUUGAA
Balaenoptera ricei (Rice's whale) is the source of this 1473-nucleotide messenger RNA. RefSeq names its product homeobox B2 (gene HOXB2). The coding region runs from base 296 to 1357 and encodes 353 amino acids. Gene Ontology annotation, biological process: regulation of DNA-templated transcription. Gene Ontology annotation, molecular function: DNA binding; DNA-binding transcription factor activity, RNA polymerase II-specific. The record is from RefSeq and is a predicted model, not a curated record. The transcript has 2 exons. NCBI's taxonomy places the organism in Eukaryota, Metazoa, Chordata, Mammalia, Artiodactyla, Balaenopteridae.